GGCACCACCCCCUGCUCCCGCGGCAGCUCCUGGAGCGCGGACCUCGACAAGUGCAUGGAUUGCGCGUCGUGCCCGGCGCGGCCACACAGCGACUUCUGUCUGGGCUGCGCUGCGGCGCCCCCGUCCCCCUUCCGGCUGCUGUGGCCCAUCUUGGGGGGCGCCCUGGGACUGGCCCUGGUUCUGGGGCUGGUUUCCGGCUUCCUGGUCUGGAAACGGUGCCGCAGGAGAGAAAAGUUUACCACCCCCAUCGAGGAGACCGGUGGGGAGGGCUGCCCUGGCGUGGCGCUGAUCCAGUGACCGAGCGGCCCCUGCCAGCGGAAGGCGCCCCACUCACUAGCUCACUCAUUCACCCUGGAGCCGGCCCUGCCUCCCAGACACAGCGGGAGCCCCACCACAGGGUGUGGGGGCAGGGGCGGGUGAAUCACAGCGCUCCCGCCGGCUUCAGACGCCGGCCAAGGUGUCUCUGGCUUCGGGACAGAAGAGACCCAUGCUGGCUGACACCACCGUGGACACUAAGGAACUGCAGCAUUUGCACAAGGGGGUCCCCCACCCCGCAAACCCUGGGGGCCAGACUGACCUAGGGACAGACAAGCUGGCCCCACCCAUUCUGACGUGCUGACAUUUCACUAUGGGGGUCCCAGCCUGGGGGGGUCAGGGACCUGUUCCUAACGCUAGGGGGCUGGCCCUCUAGGGGGCUGGCCGAAGACACUGCCCCCAUCCUCAAAAGGGGGAGAGAUAUUUAUUUGGGGAGAGAGUUUGGAGGGGAGGGAGAAUUUAUUAAUAAAAAAGAGUCUUUAACUUUAAAUGGAUUAGAGGGGCGAGGAUGGAGCCUGGCUUCCCAGAGCUGGGGGGGGGGUGAGUCAGCGCGGGGGCGGGGGCGAGGCUCUGACUCACACAUUCUCAAUGCCUGAGCCCAGCCUGCCAGGAC
This is a messenger RNA of Condylura cristata (star-nosed mole), 928 nucleotides long. It is a transcript of the gene TNFRSF12A, whose product is annotated as tumor necrosis factor receptor superfamily, member 12A. Gene Ontology annotation, cellular component: plasma membrane. The transcript is spliced from 3 exons. The record is from RefSeq and is a predicted model, not a curated record. Gene Ontology annotation, biological process: positive regulation of apoptotic process. Gene Ontology annotation, molecular function: protein binding. Lineage: Eukaryota; Metazoa; Chordata; Mammalia; Eulipotyphla; Talpidae. Bases 55 to 297 code for a protein of 80 amino acids.